GGCAGGAAUGAGGCGACCAUGCACACUGGGCGAUUCACUGGAUGCGAGUGAUUUUCUCCAUUUGCUCUCAGGCCAGCAGUUCAGGGGGAGCACACGCAUUGUCUCCGCGCCAGAAAUCCAUACCCCCUCCUUGCUCUCCGAGGAUCCGUGUUUCCUUUGCUUUCCAUUCACCACUCCUCCAUCCCCCUUUGUCACUUUGUUUCAGAGCAGAAAAUUACCAACAGGCUAUCAUGGGCGAUACCGGCAAUCAGAAUAACAAGGUAGGCGAGCAUCGUGAGCCCCCAUCGGCGUAUAAAAGGGCCAGCCGCGGAGUGCGCAAGACUGUUCGCCGCCUAGACGUCCUCCACGAUCCCCAGUCUUUUGACGCUUUAACACCCAGCCCGCUCAGUACAUCUGACUCCCGGGCCAUUGUAAACAACCUCGACUCACCAUCACUCUCACCACCGCCGGAGCGUGCUUCUGCGGCCACUUGUUCUGAACCACAGGCCUCAUCCAGCAAGGAGAGCUCUCCCGACGACUACCUGUCCAUCCAGCGUAGCACACCGCUGCAGCUCCUGCCCUCGCACUUCAAAGACGGCAAGCCCAAGGCGCUCCGCCAAGACAUGCAGCCCCCAGCCUCCUCAGGUCUGAACACGCCUGAGAACCGGUCGCCGGCACUGAAUCCGGUGGCAGGGAUUUCGCGCGAAAUCGGCACCUCGACGCAGCUCGACAUGGGCGCAACACGCCCGGGCCACUACCGCACGCCGAGCGCAUCGACGACGCCGCUGCGUCGCAAUCCCAGCACUAUCAUCACAAAUGUCGAGAAGCACGGCGGCCCGCGGCGGAGACGGUCCAAGACCAACGUGCGGUCAUCCAGCCGGUCGCUGUCGCGGCCGGGGUCGCCCACCGGCUCGGUGUGCAGCGAUGUCAGCAGCGUCAGCGGCAAGAGCCUGACCAUUGUGCUGAAGCUGGGCACCAGCUCCAUCUGCGAUCCCGUCACACACAUGCCAAUGCUGGCCAAUCUGUCGCUGAUGCUCAAGGAGCUGGGCCACCGUGUCGUGCUGGUCUCCAGCGGUGCCGUCGGCGUUGGCCUGCGCCGCCUCAACAUGCCUACCAAGCCCAAGGACCUGGCUACCAUCCAGGCUAUUGCUGCGGUCGGUCAAGGCCGCCUGAUGGCUCUCUGGGACGACCUUUUCGGUCAGCUCAGCCAGCCCAUCGCCCAGGUGCUGCUCACACGCCACGAUCUGUCACAGCGUACGCAAUACCUCAAUGCAUGCAAUACAUUUGAGGCGCUGCUCGAGAUGGGCGUCGUGCCCAUUGUUAACGAGAACGAUACCGUCAGUCUGGGCGAGAUCAGGUUCGGCGACAACGACACCCUGUCGGCAAUUACGGCUGGCAUGGUCCAUGCCGACUAUCUGUUCUUGCUGACUGAUGUCGACUGCCUGUACACAGAUAACCCCCGCACGAACCCCAACGCCAAGCCCGUCACCAGCGUCUCUGACAUCCACGCCUUGCGCGAGGCCGUCGAUGUGUCGUCGGCUGGGUCGGCCGUUGGCACCGGCGGCAUGGCCACCAAGCUGAUCGCAGCCGAGCUGUCGACUGCCGCUGGCGUGACCACUGUAAUCACGCGCGGAUCGACCCCGCAGAAGGUAAUCGACAUUGUUGAGCACUUCUCGAACCCCGAGGUCCUGCCCGAUGCCCCGGUCCCGUCCAGCGUGCUGUGCACCCGCUUCAUUGCCAAGUCGCGCCCGAUGAUCGACCGCAAGUGGUGGAUUCUGCACGGCAUGUACUGCGCCGGCACCAUCUACGUCGAUGCUGGCGCCGUGGUGGCCAUUGCCAAGUUCAAGAAGUCGCUGUUCGCCGCUGGUGUCAAGCGCGUCGAGGGCGUGUUCUCGUCCAACCAGGCCGUGCGCGUCGUCUACGAGCCUGAGCGCGAGGUGCGCGACAACGUCAAGAACCUCGACUCUGACGAGGCCCGUGUGCUCAACGCCGUGGCCCCGAUCAAGGCUGCCACAGCUCCGAGUUCGCGGAAUAUCCUCGGCUACUGCGACUCUGACAACGUGAUCAACCGUGGUAACAUGGUUGUCACUGUCGACGACCACAUCCUCGACGAUGUGUUCAUUACCAAGAUGCACAAGACCAAGAUCCGUGCCGAGCAGCGUGCCCCGGUCCCGACCCCGUCGCCCAAGCUGCGUGCCACCCGCCGCUUAAUCUUAUAUAACUCUACUAGCCUAAU
This is a messenger RNA of Linderina pennispora, 2215 nucleotides long. RefSeq names its product glutamate 5-kinase. Lineage: Eukaryota; Fungi; Kickxellomycota; Kickxellomycetes; Kickxellales; Kickxellaceae. The record is from RefSeq and is a predicted model, not a curated record. The annotation marks the transcript as partial. The transcript has 5 exons. Gene Ontology annotation, cellular component: cytoplasm; cytosol. Gene Ontology annotation, molecular function: ATP binding; RNA binding; glutamate 5-kinase activity.